Molecule: messenger RNA, 1532 nt
Organism: Balaenoptera musculus (blue whale)
Lineage: Eukaryota; Metazoa; Chordata; Mammalia; Artiodactyla; Balaenopteridae
Gene: SHBG
Product: sex hormone binding globulin
Exons: 9
Coding region: 131-1339 (402 amino acids)
Molecular function (GO): steroid binding
Source: RefSeq, a predicted model, not a curated record
CGCUUCCGAGCCGCGGGCGCCUGGAGGAGGAGAGAACUGAGUGAAGCCCUGGUUCCUGGCCACGACCUCUGGCCCUGUCACUGCCCCUUUACCGCAGAGUUGUCUGAGGCAGAGAGGACCGCGGCUGAUUAUGGAGAGCGGAGAUCCACCGGCCACAUGGCAUGGGCUGCCGCUGCUGCUGCUACUACUGCUGCCUCCCAGCCAUGAAGGACGGGCCGUGAGACAUACUCUCCCCAGACAGAGGACUCAGGACCGGCCUGCUCUGCACCUCAGCAAUGGCCCUGGACAAGAACCUGUAACCAUCAUGACCUUUAACCUCACCAAGAUCAUAAAAACCUCCUCCUCCUUUGAGUUUCGGACCUGGGAUCCAGAGGGAGUGAUUUUUUAUGGUGAUACCAACCCAGAGGAUGACUGGUUUGUGCUGGGACUUCAGGAUGGCAGGCCUGAGAUCCAGCUUCAUAAUCACUGGGCCCAACUUACAGUGGGUGCUGGACCCCGGCUGGACGAUGGGAGGUGGCACCAGAUGGAAGUGAAGAUCCUUGGGGAUUCUGUGAUGCUGGGGGUGGAUGGGGAGGAGGUGCUGCACCUGAGACAGGUCUCUGGGCCACUGGCAGGCAAACCCCAGCCCAUCAUGAGGAGUGCUCUGGGGGUGCUGCUCUUCCCUGCCUCCAAACUCCGGUUGCCGCUGGUCCCUACCCUGGAUGGCUGCCUGCACCGGGAUGACUGGCUGGACCAGCAGGCCCAGACCUCAGCAUCUGUCCCCACUAGUCUCAGAAGCUGUGCUGUAGAGUCUCAACCUGGGAUAUUCUUCCUGCCAGGGACUGGUGCAGAAUUCAGUCUCCAAGACAUUCCCUGGCCUCAUGAAGAGCCCUGGGCUUUCUCCUUGGACCUGAGACUCCAGCUAGCAGCAGGCUCAGGCCACCUCCUUGCCCUUGGGAGCCCAGAAAACCCUUCUUGGCUCAGCCUCCAACUCCAAGAUCAAAAAGUGGUGCUGUCUUCUGUGUCAGGGCCAGGGCUGGAUCUGCCCCUCGUCUUGGGGAUCACUCUUCAGCUGAAGCUGACUGUGUCCAGGGUGGUUUUGAGCCAGGGGACAAAGAAGGAGAUCCUUGCUCUGCCUCCCAUGGGCCCUGGCUCCCUCCUCAACCUCUGGGCCCAGACGCAGGGGCGUCUCUUCCUGGGGGCUUUGCCAGGAGAGGCCUCUUCUGCAUCCUUUUGCUUGGAUGGCCUUUGGGCACAAGGCCAGAGGCUGGACGUGGACCGGGCCCUGAGCAGAAGCCAGGACAUCUGGACUCACAGCUGCCCCCAGAGCCCAGGCAAUGGCACUGACACUACCCAUUAAAUCCCCACCUAAGAACCUCCUUUGAAUGUCACUCAUUCAUUUAUUUAACAAAUAUUUACUGUGCAUCUGCAAUGUACCAGGCACUGUGCUGAGCAUCGGGUUGCAAUGAUGAGCAAAACUAACCCUGUUUCGGGACUUCCCUAGUGCCAGUGGUUAAGACUCCGAGCUCCCAACGCAGCGGGCCUGGAUUCGA